Molecule: messenger RNA, 4258 nt
Organism: Gorilla gorilla gorilla (western lowland gorilla)
Lineage: Eukaryota; Metazoa; Chordata; Mammalia; Primates; Hominidae
Product: immunoglobulin superfamily member 3-like
Exons: 9
Coding region: 1-2613 (870 amino acids)
Cellular component (GO): membrane
Source: RefSeq, a predicted model, not a curated record
AUGUUGCGUGUGUUUCUCUCCCUCGUAGGUGUGGUGUCAGCACAGCGGCAGGUCACCGUUCAGGAAGGACCCUUGUACCGCACGGAGGGCUCCCACAUCACUAUCUGGUGCAAUGUGAGUGGCUACCAGGGACCUUCUGAGCAGAAUUUCCAGUGGUCCAUUUACCUGCCUUCGUCGCCAGAGCGAGAGGUGCAGAUCGUCAGCACCAUGGACUCUUCCUUCCCCUAUGCCAUCUACACCCAGCGCAUCCGCGAAGGGAAGAUCUUCAUAGAAAGAGUCCAGGGGAACCCAACCCUAUUGCACAUCACAGAUCUUCAGGCCCGGGAUGCCGGAGAAUAUGAAUGCCACACACCCAGCACCGAUAAGCAAUACUUUGGGAUUUACAGUGCAAAGAUGAACCUAGUGGUGAUCCCAGACUCCCUGCAGACCACUGCCAUGCCCCAGACUCUGCACAGAGUGGAGCAGGACCCACUGGAGCUCACUUGUGAGGUGGCCUCGGAGACCGUUCAGCACAGCCACCUGUCUGUGGCCUGGCUCUGGCAGAAAGUUGGCGAGAAGCCCGUGGAGGUCAUCUCCCUGAGCCGAGAUUUCAUGCUUCACUCCGGCAGCGAAUAUGCCCAGAGGCAGAGCCUGGGGGAGGUGCUGCUGGACAAGCUGGGGAGGACCACCUUCCACCUCACCAUCUUCCACCUGCAGCCUUCUGACCAGGGCGAGUUCUACUGCGAGGCCGCCGAGUGGAUCCAGGAUCCGGAUGGGUCAUGGUAUGCUAUGACCCGAAAGCGUUCCGAGGGAGCCGUGGUCAACGUCCAGCCAACUGAAACAGAGAAGUUUCUCUGGCUGGAAACAGAGAAGCGGCUGCACACGGUGGGCGAGCCGGUGGAGUUCAGAUGCAUCCUGGAGGCUCAGAAUGUUCCCGACCGUUACUUUGCUGUCUCCUGGGCCUUCAACAGCUCGCUCAUCGCCACCAUAGGCCCUAACGCUGUGCCUGUCCUCAACAGCGAAUUUGCUCACCGGGAAGCCAGCGGACAGCUUAACGUGGCCAAGGAGAGCGACAGUGUCUUUGUGCUGAAGAUCUACCACCUCUGCCAGGAAGAUAGAGGGAAAUACAACUGCUGGGUGACUGAGCGAGAGAAAACCGUGACGGGGGAAUUCAUUGAUAAGGAGAGCAAGCGUCCCAAGAACAUCCCCAUCAUAGUCCUCCCCCUCGAGAGCAGCAUCUCCGUGGAGGUGGCCAGAAAUGCCAGCGUCAUCCUUGAGGGCAAGGACCUGCGCUUCUCCUGCAGCGUCCGCAUGGCAGGCAGGCUGCAGGGUCGCUUCUCUGUCAUCUGGCAGCUUGUGGACAGGCAGAACCGCCGCAGCAAUAUCAUGUGGCUAGACCGGGAUGGCACCGUGCAGCCAGGCUCGUCCUACUGGGAGCGCAGCAGCUUUGGGAGCGUCCAGAUGGAGCAGGUGCAGCCCAACUCAUUCAGCCUGGGCAUCUUCAACAGCAGGAAGGAGGACAAGGGCCAGUAUGAAUGCCAUGUGACUGAAUGGGUGCGGGUGGUGGAUGGCGAGUGGCAGAUUGUUGGGGAGCGCCGGGCCAGCACUCCCAUCUCCAUCAUAGCUCUUGAAAUGGGCUUCGCAGUCACAGCCAUCUCCCGGGCACCGGGGGUGACCUACAGCGACUCCUUUGACUUGCAGUGUAUCAUCAAACCCCACUACCCUGCCCAGGUCCCCGUGUCAGUGACAUGGUGGUUCCAGCCGGUGGGCACGGUGGAGUUCCAUGACUUGGUGACCUUCACCCGGGACGGAGGGGUCCAGUGGGGGAACAGGUCCUCCAGCUUCCAAACCCGAACUGCCACCGAGAAGGCUGAGCCCAGCAACAACGUCCGCCUAAGCAUCAGCCGAGCCAGUGACACGGAAGCAGGCAAGUACCAGUGUGUGGCAGAGCUGUGGCGGAAGAACUACAACAACACCUGGACACAACUGGCAGAGAGGACCUCCAGCCUGCUGGUGAUCAGGCUGCUGCAGCCAGUGACAAAGCUGCGGGUGAGCAAAUCGAAGAGGACCCUCACCCUGGUGGAAAACAAGCCCAUUCAGCUGAACUGCUCAGUCAAGUCUCAGACCAGCCAGAACUCCCACUUUGCGGUGCUCUGGUACGUCCACAAGCCCUCAGAUGCCAACGGCAAGCUUAUCCUGAAGACUACCCACAACUCCGCCUUCGAAUACGGUACUUACGCGGAGGAGGAGGGCCUGAGAGCCAGGCUCCAGUUUGAGAGGCAUGUGUCGGGGGGCCUGUUCAGCCUCACCUUCCAGAGAGCCAAGGUCAGCGACAGCGGCAGCUACUACUGCCACUUGGAGGAGUGGCUGCUGAGCCCCAACUACGCCUGGUACAAGCUGGCAGAGGAGGUUUCUGGGCGCACAGAAGUCACUGUGAAACAGCCAGCGGGUGCAGCCCAGAACUGUCUUCUGAGGAAGAGGUGCUCUCCUGGGCCCCCACUGUCCCCAGGCCUCAGCAGCAAGGCAAGUGAGGUGCUGCCGUCAUCCAGGCUGGACAGUUCAGUGAUUUGCCUGAGGCCCCACAGCAGAGUUCAACUGGAGACAGAGAAACCAGCCAGAGGCAGAGGGAGGUAACACGGAGUCCCCCAGAAAGGUCUGGGCUGCGCGUGCUUCAGGUAACCUCCCUUGACCUUCAGGAGAAUGAGAAGGCUGCCUGAUCAGAGAGUCUCUGAAGAAGAUCCUGUGGCUGCAGGCUUCAGCAGAGUGUGAGGGAGACCCCAGUUAUUUCCUCAGGUGUUUCCACCAAAUCCUCCUGUCUUUUGUGGCCAACACCCCAGGCAAGGCUUGGGGUCCCCGUCUGCUGCUGGACGGUAAGUCCUGUCCCCGUGGCAGUGAAUCUGUGGGGUGUUCUGAUUGUGGGCACUAUGGAAGCUAAACCCCAUGCUCCAGGUGGGGUGGAGGGUCUUCAGAGGACUCCUGGACAGUGCCAGGCUCUAAGCUGAGGUGGGGGACACAGGAGAAACCAGGCCAGGCCCAUCCCUACUGGAGCUUCUCCCUAAGCAGUGGAGGCUCAGCCACUGUGAGGAGGUAGGCAAGGCCCUGCAGAAAGAGGGGUGAGGAAAUCUGGGGGCUCCCAGGAAGGGUCGCUGCUGGAGAUGGGGUUCUUACCAGGAUGGGCUCUGAAGAUAAGCAGGGAGGAUUUGGGAGGGCAGAGAUGAGGCCCAGAGCUUCUGGCAGAGAGCAUGGCCUGCGCAAAGGUCUGGGGGCCUGACAGCCUGUACGUAUUCUGGGAAGCAGGAAGGAGAUACAGGCCUUGUGUUUCUGAGCCCCGACUUUAGACUGUGCCCUGUUGGGGAGGGGCCAGGGAAUGUCUGAGGCUGGGCCUGACCCUGCUCCUUACCCCGUGGGAGCAGCAGAGCCAUGAAGAAGAAGUUAGUGGUGCUGGGCCUGCUGGCCGUGGUCCUGGUGCUGUUCAUUGUCGUCCUCUGUCUCUGGCUGCCCUCAGCCUCCAAGGAACCUGACAACCAUGUGUAUACCAGGGCUGCCGUGGCUGCGGAUGCCAAGCAGUGCUCGGAGAUUGGAAGGUGAGUGGGGCAGGGCAUGGGACAUGGGCCCUGAAAACUGGGCAAGUGGACCAGAGCAAUACCUUCACCCCUCUGAGACUCAGUUUCCCCACAUGUAAGCUUUGCUUGGACUCUCUCAGUAGCCUUUGGGAAGGGGAUGGUGACUCCGAGAGCAGGAUGUGGGUCUCCUAGAGCCAAACAGGGCCCCUUUUCUCAGUUCUAAGAGUCUCUGUCUCUUUGGAUAAACUCCACUGUUUUGUUGUUUGGUGGCUAUUUUUACUUAUUUCUUCCUAUCUAUCUAUCUAUCUAUCUAUCUAUCUAUCUAUCUAUCUAUCGAUCGAUCUAUUUAGAGAUGGAGUUUUGCUCUGUUGCCAGGCUGGAGUGCAGUGGUGCAAUCUCAGUUAACUGCAACCUCCGCCUCCCAAGUUCAAGCGAUUCUCAUGCCUAAGCCUCCCAAGUAGCUGGGAUUACAGGCGUGUGCCACCACGCUCAACAGAUUUGUGUGUGUGUGUGUGUGUGUGUGUGUGUGUGUGUUUCCGAGACAGAGUAUCACUCUGUUACCCAGGCUGGAGGGCAGUGGUGCAAUCUUGGCUUACUGCAGCCUCCCCCUCCCAGGUUCAAGUGAUUCUCCUGCCUCAGCCUCCACAUUAGCUGAGACUACAGGCAUGUGCCACCAUGCCCAGCUAAUUUUUGUAUUUUUAGUAGAGACAGGGUUU